AUGCCAGUCACGUUUGGUAACCGACUCGGAUUCAUGGAGUCCGGCUGGCAAGACAUUGACAAUAUGAUGCAAGGGCUAUUCGGAAAUCCAACCACUGCUCUGUUCGCAUUUGUGCAAAGACUGACUGAUGCUCGGAAUGGGAGCAGGAACCCGCGGCAGGCGAAGGAACAAGAGGCCGAUGGCAUGCCACGAACAGCAGAAGACUUCUACCGAAAGUUGGAGAUCCUCCGCGAAAAGGAUCAGGCAGGCUACGAAUCCUAUAGUUCCGGGGAGGCGCUAACCAUGAGUAUUGUAGGCGAAAGGGACACGACGAGCAACUCUCUCACCGCGAUUCUUUUCUACUUCGCCCAAAACCGCAAUGUAUACCUGAAGCUUCGGCGAGAGGUCAGGGAAGCGACACUUACCCAACCCAAUGCUCCUAUCACCUUUGACUGCGUACAGAAGAUGCAGUACCUGCAACGGGUCAUGAAGGAAGGUCUCCGGAUGCAUGAAGCGACAGGGCUGCCCUUGUGGCGGCCCGGUAGCCCAUUACAAUCUGCAGGUAUUCGGGACAGACGCAAUCGUCUUUCGACCCGUCGGUGGGAUCCCACCCCCACGGACAAGGAGCAGCUCAAGCAGAUGGAGCAGUAUUUCCUACCCUUCGGAGCUGGGACACGCACGUGUAUUGGCAAGAAUAUCUCAAUCCUGGAGAUCACCAAGUCAUCCCCGAACUCGUGA
Aspergillus uvarum CBS 121591 is the source of this 717-nucleotide messenger RNA. RefSeq names its product cytochrome P450. Gene Ontology annotation, molecular function: iron ion binding; oxidoreductase activity, acting on paired donors, with incorporation or reduction of molecular oxygen; heme binding. The transcript has 4 exons. The record is from RefSeq and is a predicted model, not a curated record. Bases 1 to 717 code for a protein of 238 amino acids. Lineage: Eukaryota; Fungi; Ascomycota; Eurotiomycetes; Eurotiales; Aspergillaceae.